AACCCCACCGGCGAGAGGAGGAGGAGGAGGAGGAGGAGGAGGAGGAGAGGGAGGAGGAGGAGCACGGCGCGCGGGCGCUGGGAGCGGCCAGGGGUUCGGGCCGUUGAAGGGGAGGAGGAGGAGGAGGCGGCGGCGCGCGGAGCGGGAGAACCGGGGAGAUGUCGACGCCGGCGAGGAAGCGGCUGAUGCGGGACUUCAAGCGGCUGCAGCAGGACCCUCCCGCCGGCAUCAGCGGCGCUCCGCACGACAACAACAUCAUGCUAUGGAACGCCGUCAUAUUCGGACCGGAUGACACGCCGUGGGAUGGAGGCACGUUCAAGCUGACCCUGCAAUUUACGGAAGAUUAUCCCAACAAACCACCAGUUGUUCGGUUCGUCUCAAGGAUGUUUCACCCAAAUAUUUAUGCAGAUGGAAGUAUCUGCUUGGACAUCCUACAGAAUCAAUGGAGCCCUAUAUAUGAUGUUGCUGCGAUAUUGACCUCUAUCCAGUCCCUGCUAUGCGACCCAAACCCAAACUCUCCUGCAAACUCCGAGGCAGCCAGACUAUUCAGCGAGAACAGGCGCGAGUACAACCGCAAAGUCCGCGAGGUUGUGGAGCAGAGCUGGACGGCCGACUAAAAGCCAAGGACAUGUUCGAGUUGCAGUUUCUGCAAUAAGCUUCACCUAAAGAUACGCAUCUCUGGCUUUCCCGAUCUGUAUCACCUACUAAAACAUAAAAAAACCUUCACUUAUUCAGUGUCUGUUGUUCCUGUGAUUGAUCCACUGCUUGCCUCAAUUUGUUUUCCCCAAUGUAGUGGCUAUCUAUUUGACGAAUUUAUAAGGUAUUGAUGCUUAUGUAAAGAAUUAUACUAGCCAAGAAAUUGCUGUUGCUAGGUUGCAGAAGCCUCUGAAUGCUUUGUGCUUUCUCUUUGUA
Messenger RNA from Oryza brachyantha (malo sina), 912 nucleotides. Its product is annotated as ubiquitin-conjugating enzyme E2 2-like. NCBI's taxonomy places the organism in Eukaryota, Viridiplantae, Streptophyta, Magnoliopsida, Poales, Poaceae. The coding region runs from base 159 to 617 and encodes 152 amino acids. The transcript has 5 exons. The record is from RefSeq and is a predicted model, not a curated record.